This is a messenger RNA of Guillardia theta CCMP2712, 1692 nucleotides long. RefSeq lists its product as hypothetical. The record is from RefSeq and is a predicted model, not a curated record. Bases 1 to 1692 code for a protein of 563 amino acids. Lineage: Eukaryota; Cryptophyceae; Pyrenomonadales; Geminigeraceae. The transcript has a single exon.
AUGAUAUGGAGGGGGAGGAAGGGAUCAUUCCUGCUUCGUGUGCUCCUUGCUCUCGUGCUCUUUUCUGCACUCCUCCAAGCCUUCUUCAUCUCGAACCUUGGUCAAGCCGGUGGAUCUGAGGCUUCUCGCCGUCGUGCCAGCGAAGGUUGCAGUCUGAACGGGUAUGUACACAGGUGUACCCGUCUGUCUGACAUCCUCGAGGGGUUCGACCGAGUCAAGUCGUACUUCUCCGAGUGGGUCGCAGGCUCGAGCCCGAGGUUGGACUGUUUGACUGACAGAGAAUCACGGGGAGUUUGCAAGAAGGGAGAGUUUCUAUGCCUGGACCCCGGCGCGCGUUUGCUGGAUCAGAAGGUCUUGGACGAGAACAAUGUGACGAGGAACUAUUGCUUCCUCGAACGAAUGUGGUCUUUAUGUCAGCCGUCCAAUUACGCGUCGAGCCGGCCUGACGAUUGUUUGGACAGCGUCACAUCGUAUGGAGUUUGUGGAAAGGGAGAAAACCUCUGCGGGUGGGGGCAGCUCAACAAAUUUUCUCCCUCGCUUCGAGCGAGGUUGCAGGUGCCCAAGGUGAAAUCCAGGUGUAUUGCUCAGGCUCUCCCUACAGGAGAUGUCCAUGUGGUCAUUGCCAUGAGAGAUGCCUCGCCGACCAUGAAGGUCGUCGAGGACAUCGCCCUCAUGGGGCUCACGAACAGCAUCGUCUUCCUCUACAGGAGAGCGGACAGCGGACUCAACGUCGCCGGGACGGUAUCAUCCGCUCCGAUCGCAGGCUUUCCUUGCGGGCUGACAGUCGUCGAGAAGUUGUUAGUUCCUAACAGAGGCAACGAAGCUGCUGCCUAUCUCGCACACAUUGCGGAGUAUUACGACAAUCUCCCUUCCUUCCUCGUCUUCAUGCACGACCACGGCAUUCGUAGUUGGCACAGUGAGCUCAGGCCGAUGUUCAAGAGGACUCGGGCUUUCUAUCUCCUGAUGGCCUCGAAACUCCAAGGAGCGGAUGGGAAACCUGUCUAUCCUGAGCUGUCACAGUUCCCUUCCUACCCGUACGUGCGGCGAUUCACAGAGAACGUCGUCACUUUGAACAGUUGCUACUGCAGCAGGUUGAAGGAGCCUCUCUGCUGGGAUAAGUACACUAUGAACGCCUAUGAAAGGGACACCAAUCGAACGGUUCAUGAUCCUAAAAGCGAAGAGCUGCAUCACAGGUGCAAACGGGUGGUACAGUCCUUGAGGAUCCAGAAGUCAAACCUCUCCCACUCAAACCUCUCCCAGUCUGAGGGCCCGGGCCCGGGACUCGAAGGUCGGCGACUCUUGUGGCAAGAGCCCCCCGAGGCCAUUCAGCAAUCCGACAAGAUUUUCCGGAGGAUUCUUGACAGGCGGGGGCAACCAAAGAGGAUGCCAGACGGCGCUCAGGAUGUGCCGUUCUGGUCCUGUUGCGCCAUGUUCAUCACGCAGGCAAGGCAAGUGCGAAGGCAGCCGAGGCAGUACUACCUGGAAAGCCUUGACGCGCUCUUGUCGACCAACCAACUUUCACACUUCACGGGGAGGUGGUUCGAGUUCAACUGGUAUGAACUCCUUUUUGACCCUGCAGGCGGCUCAGACCCGUUGCGACCGAGACUGUACCUGGAGAUCGACGACGUCUAUGCGGAAAUCUAUGAUGAAAAGAACCCGCUGGAGGAUUUACAGCAGUUUCUUGACGCCUGA